CUUGGCUUCGACUCGAACUUGUUCCGCAUGCCAUUGCCCUCGCCCGCGGUCACCUCCCGCCAUCGCGCUCGCCUGCUUUUUUGUCCUUGCUCUCUCCGUUGUCGUGCUCUGUAUAUCUAGCUGUCUUUUACCACAAUGCUUCCACCUCCGCAACCCCCGCAAGAAGCUACUGACAUUUUCUCCAUAUCCGACCAGGUGCUGGCCGAGAGGCUGCAGUUCAUUGAAGAGAUCGGGUUCGGUAACUGGGGAAGCGUCUGGUUAUGCCGUCCUAAACCCGAACCCGGCUCCCCUUCCUCGGACAACCCUCACGCGCUGCGAGACACCAGAAUAGCCGUCAAGCUCGUUCACCGUUCGAAGACGUCGACCACAGCGGCGCGUGUUCGGUCACUAUGGAACGAAAUGAAGGUCGUCAGAACACUCAAACACGAACCUCAUCCCUCGAUCAUCCCCUUCUAUUCCUUCAUCAUUACCCCUUCAUAUGCUUUGAUUACCAUGGCUUACCAUCCUCGCCUCGUUCCCGUCGAAGUCCCAGAGAGACACUCGAAACCAUGGUUCCGUUCGCUACUCUCGGGUGUGGAGUUCCUGCACAAGCGUGGUGUUGUCCAUAACGAUAUCAAACCUGCCAAUAUCCUCAUGUCAGAAGAACAUGUCCCUGUACUCAUCGAUUUCGGCUUCGCAGAAAGGUAUGAUAUUGAAUCCAGCAAGGCGUUCCACAGUAACCUUUCCUAUGGUACACCAGAGUAUCUCUCGCCUGAGCGCGCGCGGGGGAUGCCACACGACACGCGCAAAUCGGACGUCUGGUCACUCGGCGUAACAUUCUUCGAGAUUGUCAUGGGCCGCACGCCGUUCGAGUACUCCGAGGGCGAGCAGUUUACGACCAAAGAGGAUCUGGAGAUGUACUGGAAUCGUACUUUGCGCGGAAAAUGGGUCGGCACAUGGAAGAUGUCGAAGGGUCUCGAGAAGCUCCUGCGCAGGAUGAUUCUUCCCAAUGCAGACCUGAGAUGCACCGCUUCGCAGGCCAUGGAGGACGAGUAUUGGGUGCACAAGGAGGCAGUGGCUCCAUCUCAUCGCAAAGGUGCCAGCGUCUCGCAUGCGCCGUCCCUCUCUCUUGGCCUCGAGAAGGAUGUUUUCAAGUUUUCGGACAUCAUUUCCACUUGGUCUCCUCGAUCUGUCGCUGAGAAGGACAAGGUCAAGGAGAAAGACCGAGCUAGCGAGAAGGAGAAAUCCAAGCAUGAACACGCCCCCAAGCGCGACACCAACAAGGAGAACAGCAUGGGCGAGAGGGGUCGGGUGACCGCUCAGGAGACGGAAGAGACCAAAUUAGAGCGUCGAGGUAGCAAGUCGCGCCAUGCGCGAUCUCAGUCGCAGCCCAAGCUCCUGCUGCAAGAGGCUCGCGUCGCCAACCAAGCGAAGAAGAAUGGACCUAUGCCUUCUCUGUUGGGCACGCUCUCACCGCUCGAACACUCGCCCCCAGCGACGCCUACCGUCUUCAGCCCGGUGGUCACUGCUGGUAAGGAGAACUCUUCGCCUACGCCCAGUGUAAACAGCAAGACCGCCCGAGCCACGCGGAAACCCAUUGGUCCGCGCGGACCUACUCCGCCAACGUCACCUACCGUCUCGUCGUCUAUGUCACCAUCUGGCAAGGAGAACGCACAGUCGCCGGCUCUCACGAAGCAGAAAGAGAAGGCGACGCGACGGAGUCGGGUUUUCAAGGACGUCACCGCCGUGAAUCGCAAUGUGGAGAAUACGAGCGUGGCGGAGAUAGUGACUCCGAAGCGCCCAGCCAAGAGUCCUGAGUCCCACUCGAAUUCCGUCAAGGAUAGGAUGAAGGCGUGGGAGAGGGAGAGGGAGCGUCUGAGGGAAAUGGAGUUGUUGGAGGAGCGGGUGAAGGAAGUUGAGGAAGAGCGGGAAAAGCAGAAGAAGGAGGAGAGACAGAUGGAGGAGGAAGUCGAGCGGGAGCUCGAAGAGAAGGCCGCUAGUGAGAAGGAGCGGCUCGAGGAACAGGGGCAGCAGCGACAGACGCAGCUAGAGGCUGAGCGUCAGCGGGAGCUGAAUGUCGCGAGGGACAAGGCCAUCGAAUGCGAGAGGGGUAGAGCCCGGGAGUCCAGUCUUCCGAGGCUUAAUCUCCUGCGGGGGGCAUCGAUGAGUCCGUCUGGUACUGUUCCGUCUACGCCUCUUAGUCCCCUGAAGGAAGAAUCAGAACCAGCUACUUCGCCGCAGGACGAGUACCCGUGUACUGGGAAUGAGUCCGGCAUCAAUCUACUCAAGCAUGGCUUGAGGAUGUCAAUCGACAAGACCAUGAGGCUCUACAAGUCGUCGACUAUGGCGCUAGGCCGCUCGACUCCUGCCCUCCAGCUGCCAAAUGAUGACGACGACGACGACAUCUCCCGAAUGAGUGUUAGUGAACGCGAAUCCUGGGAAGACGAUAAUCUCGUUCGUAGAGCUAAUUCGUCGCUGCCCGUUGUGCGGUAUGCAGUCCGGAACGAAGAGCUGGCUGUUGCCAACAAGCUGGAUCGCAUGACCAUUUGGAUCCGCAACGUCGAGAAGGUAGUCGAGGACGCGCGACAGACCUUCGCAGAGUCGUCCACUAGCGGACCUCUACCGCCGCUGCCUCUCGCGCCGGUGUCUCGACGUGCCUCCCUUUCUCGAAGCCAACGAUCUACUGGGCGCAUGCCCCGCAAGAUCUUGGCUGCCAGCCAGAUAUUCACAGAUGGAUACGAGUCUGGCUACCUGGACCAGAGCGCAUUGUUCCUUGACAGGUCCGGAGGCUCUAGCUACUACGCAGACGCUAAGGUGGAACCAAAGAGCCCGACCGCUCUGCACGUGAACGAGGACACCUUGCCCACGAUCCCGUCGGAGCAGCCUAGUGUGCUCAGCAACCAUCAGAGUCUCGUUGUACCUGAAACCCCAUCUCGCCGGCGCCGCGCUACGGUCGUGACCCGCUCUCCGGAACCUGCUCGUGAGAAACCGAGCUUGGAGAUAGACACGUCGCCGUCAAAGCGCCGCGAGAAGUCGCGUUCUCAAAACGAUUUGAUACGACCGAUUACGCCCGUUACGAAAUUGGAAUUCGAACUGCAGAAGCUUGCGACGCCUGCCCCUCCCCAGCGGCUUUCCGCGAUGGUCGACAGAAGUAUAUUUAUUACACCGUCCCCUAGUACUGGGCCACAGGAAGUACUAGACACGCAGGAUCGAUUUCAUGACGAGCUAACGGCAUCGCCUUUCCACGUCGAACCCUACCCGCCUCGACCCCAGAGUGUGCAGAUAGAGGCUCCUCUUGAUACACCGGGGCGCAAGCACUUGGACGACGUCUAUGACCGCUUCCUGAUGUCGACCGCUGGGGUGAAGCGCGUUGGCAAAGGCUACCAAUCCCAGACUGGGCCUAUCUCAAACAUACCUGUGCACGCGGCCACGAACGCGAAGCGCAACCAGACUUUCUUCCGUUCCACCAGGAGGCCGAUGCCCCCGCCUGUGUCCAGCGAAGAUCUGCGCAAGGCCACGUCUAUCGACGAGUUUGGUGUGGUCAUGCACGCCACCGCUGCACAUGACCGCAGUACCGAUCCCUACGAUCCAAGCAAGAACACCGUUGCGAUCGUCCGCAAGGCGUUCAAGGCGAUCGUCUCAGGGAAGCCUAUGUCAACUAAGUCCAGAGUAGUCCUAUGAGCUAUGUCUUCCUUGCUUUCAUGUCUGCCUGUUCCCCAGUAUUAUCAUUCUCCCUCUCUGUCGGACCUCAUUUUCAAUCGUCAGGAUUGCCGCAUUCCAGUCGUCGUUGCUAUCGCAUUGCUUUCGUAUGUCUAUCUAGUCUUGCUCUUCACGAUCCCAUUGACGCAUCUUCACGAUAUACGCUCAGUUAUUCCUCAUAUCUCAUUUGCUCUGCAGGUUCAUGUCUAUACGUUCCAGACCAGUGAUGAAUGCGAUGACUUUGGGUCUGUGACCUACGUUCCGACU
Molecule: messenger RNA, 3945 nt
Organism: Rhodofomes roseus
Lineage: Eukaryota; Fungi; Basidiomycota; Agaricomycetes; Polyporales; Fomitopsidaceae
Exons: 15
Coding region: 136-3660 (1174 amino acids)
Biological process (GO): peptidyl-serine phosphorylation; autophagy
Cellular component (GO): cytoplasm
Molecular function (GO): ATP binding; protein serine/threonine kinase activity
Source: RefSeq, a predicted model, not a curated record